Molecule: messenger RNA, 327 nt
Organism: Dovyalis caffra
Lineage: Eukaryota; Viridiplantae; Streptophyta; Magnoliopsida; Malpighiales; Salicaceae
Source: the annotation of a GenBank genome assembly
AUGGCAGCAGCUGCUACUAAGGAUGCCCAAUGGGAUUUUAGCUGUGACUUCGAAGUAGAUUUUGGGUCGGAGGAGAAUGCUUCUAUAAUCUAUGCAGCAUUAGCUGUCGAUAAGGAGGUGAAGCAGUUGCAUCCUUUCAUCUCUGCAUUGAUUGUUUUGCAACCUGAUAAAGUGAGAAGGCUGAUGUCAGUCUCUGAGGGGAAGUUGUCGGUGCACUUUGAGGCAGUUGAGGCGAGAUUUCUCCGAGCAUCAUUUUCUGCUUUUGUGGACGUCCUUACGCUUGCAACAAAAACAAUUGAGGAAUUUGGAGAAGUACUGGCAUUGUGA